Molecule: messenger RNA, 2896 nt
Organism: Maniola jurtina (meadow brown)
Lineage: Eukaryota; Metazoa; Arthropoda; Insecta; Lepidoptera; Nymphalidae
Gene: Bmap-A
Product: protein apterous-like
Exons: 6
Coding region: 110-1309 (399 amino acids)
Biological process (GO): neuron differentiation; regulation of transcription by RNA polymerase II
Cellular component (GO): nucleus
Molecular function (GO): RNA polymerase II transcription regulatory region sequence-specific DNA binding; DNA-binding transcription factor activity, RNA polymerase II-specific
Source: RefSeq, a predicted model, not a curated record
GACGCGCCGCGCACGUUGACAUGCCCCGCGGGCCGUGUGUGAGUGCCACAGUGUAGUGGGGCAGAGGCCCAUACGUUCGAAAAUAGAAAACGGAAAGAUUGACCCCCAGAUGGGAGUGUACGAAGAGAGGGGGGCGAUGCACUGGCAACAGAGUGAGCGGUACCUAUCAUCGGCAUACGAAGCAGGGGCCGAGUUGUCGCCAGUGGCGCCCGCAGCAUCACCAGGAUCCCCUCGCGACUGCACAUCGUGUCGGAAGAGGGAACCGCCAGACGAGCCACCGCCACCACCUCCUGAAGACGCUUGCGCUGGUUGUGGAGCACGCAUCACAGACAGAUACUACCUUCUCGCCUUGGAACGCCGUUGGCACACACCUUGUUUAAGGUGCUGCGAAUGCAAAAUGCCCCUUGACUCCGAACAGAGGUGCUACGCCCGUGACAGCAAUAUAUUCUGCAAAAACGAUUACUUCAGAUUGUAUGGAUCAAAGCGAUGUGCGAGGUGCAACACGCCUAUUUCCGCGUCGGAACUGGUGAUGAGAGCCCGUGAUCUCGUGUUCCACGUACACUGCUUCUCUUGUGCUCUAUGCAGCACCAGGCUUACGAAGGGUGACACGUUCGGCAUUAGAGAUUCGGCUGUUUAUUGCAGGCUACAUUAUGAAACGAUGCCGGAUUACGGUCCCCACAUGGCAGUACCUGGCCCCCCGCAAAUGUGUCCGGGCCCCUACGCAGGGCCCCCGCCAGGCCCUCACUAUCCUGCGUAUCCUUCGCCUGAGUUUGGGCGAAUAGAACCUGAUGUUCCUAAAGGCCCCUUUUUUAACGGGGCAUCUGCGCCACCACCACGACAAAAAGGUCGUCCAAGAAAAAAGAAACCAAAGGACCAAGAUAUCAUGUCAGCCAACCUUGAUCUAAAUGCUGAAUACCUGGAGAUGGGGUUCCGCGGUGGUGGCGCAUUGGGGAGCACCUCACGCACGAAGCGCAUGAGAACCAGCUUCAAGCAUCACCAACUUCGCACCAUGAAGUCCUAUUUCGCGAUCAACCACAACCCAGACGCUAAGGAUCUGAAACAGUUAAGCCAGAAGACAGGCCUCCCGAAAAGAGUUUUACAGGUAUGGUUCCAGAACGCGCGAGCGAAAUGGCGGCGCAUGGUGACGAAGCAGGAAAACAAAAUGGCGGAGAAGCUGUCUCCGGACGGCUCGUUAGAGAUGGACAUGUACCACGGGCCCAUGGGGUCCAUCCAGUCGCUACCUCCGCACAGUCCGCCUUACAGUGUGAUGGGAGGCCCGCCGAGUCCCAAUUCGAUGGACUGUCCGUAGCCCCAGUUUUGCGCUUUAUGAGCGCUUUGCAAUUGAACAUUACCAUUCGAAGUUUCCCUAUCGACGCUCUAAUCGAAAGGUGCACAAAUAGAGCGAGACAAAUGAUUAGUGAUGAUAAUGGUCGCAUAGUACAAUGUGUUGUGAAAUACCUAAUUGUAAAAUACCAAGGACUGCUAACACAGAGCAAUGGUGUGGUGCGUUAAAAGUGAAAAUGAAUUUGGUGUAGAAUGUACAUUUAUCAAAUUUUCUAGAAUGAUGUAAUUUCGAUUUUAAAAUUGAGAAUGUUUUACUGUAAUAUUUAUCCAUGACAGAAUUAAUUCUGUGCAGGCUUGUGAAAACAUCAUUAGACUUAGUAUCUAUUAUGCAAGUAAAUAUUAAUAUAUUUUAUUGGCAUUUGUUUGUAAAUAAAACUAGCCAAACGUAAAUCACUCAUUUGGUACCUAGGUAGGUUAUACAUAUUAAACAGCAAGCGAAAUAAAAAGUUGGAUUAUGUGACGCCCAUCCGUCCAAUUUAAAAAACUUUACUUAAUUGGUAUAAAAAUAAAUCUUAUGGUGCAACUAAGUCCAGGUAAAAGUUAAAUACAUUACGGUUAACCUCAAAUAUUGACCAUCAAAGUGCAAAUUUAGUUCAACUUAAGCGAGCGUGACCAAUUUUGCUUUUUAUUUCAUAAAUUUAUUUUCAGUUAAAACAAUAUUGCAGAUUAAUCUCAACCAUGUACAUGCUAAGUUGUUAAAAUCUGAUAACAUUCUAAUAUUUAUUUAUAUACUUUUAAAAUUACCGAUGGCCAAAAUUUAACGCUAAUCGUAACUUUAACCGGCUGUCGGAAACUAGACAUACAUCCGUCUAUCCGUUAAUCCAUCACAGCCACAUAUUUUAUUAAAUAUUUACUAAUGCUAUUUACUAGCUCUAAAUAAUGUCUGCCCAACUUUAUUGCAAAUGAAACAAUUAAUUUUUUUUAAAUUAUACUUGCAAAAGGGACCGAAAUUUCAAUUUUACUAAGUAGAUCAAGUUGGGUGUCACAUUGAAAGAGCUCUACUUGCCAUUCUAAAAUUCACUUCAUUUUAUAAAUUUAUUUUUAGGCCCCUUUUCAACUUAUGAUGUAAAAUGCAAUGAAAAAGAAAAAAAUACAGUUCCAAACGUUAUACAGAUCUCCGAAGUUGAUAGUUUAUCAUCGAAGUAGGUAGCAUAUGUAAAAAUUAUAAAUGCCCCAAAUAAAAGUAAUUUGUUUUGGAAACGGUAAUUCAAUUCAUCCAAAUAACUCUUUAUACAUAAUUAGGUAUGUUAGGUACUUUCCAAAUUACGAAACUUUUGGUGGAUGAGUCUGACUCGCACUCGACUUUUUUCAAUCGACUACCUAAAAAUAAAUAAUAAUGAUCUCUAAUGAAUGAAAUGAAAGAUUGUUUAAUUUUAUGAAUUAUUAUCAUUACUGUUUACAAGCCACUGACCUCUACUAAUACAAGUACGAUGGACUUGCGAUUGCCAACCUGUUUUUGAAACACUUUCGCCAUUUUGUUGUUGAUAUUAUUAGCAUUGAGCGUCAUGUGAACGUAUUCAUAACUAAAUGCUAUUUGACACAAAGCGUCAAU